Molecule: messenger RNA, 13852 nt
Organism: Hydractinia symbiolongicarpus
Lineage: Eukaryota; Metazoa; Cnidaria; Hydrozoa; Anthoathecata; Hydractiniidae
Product: bridge-like lipid transfer protein family member 1
Exons: 60
Coding region: 388-13638 (4416 amino acids)
Biological process (GO): synaptic vesicle endocytosis
Source: RefSeq, a predicted model, not a curated record
CAAUCGCCUGUACUAUAUCAGUCUGAGAAACGGAGAACUUUGUUUUGCUGUUUAAAAAAAAAAUUUAAAGAUUCCGCCUUCGCUGAUGGUGGAAAUCAAAAACAUGGGCCAACGGCAGAGUCAGUGAAAUUAUCAUUCGGGAGCUGACGUCACAAGACCUCUCGCGAAGGAGUUUAUUUACUAUCGGGACACAAGAUGGCGACUGGCACGAAGCUUCUUCUCCAGCUAAUAUUUUACAACUUCAACAACGAAUAUCUUGCAAACAAAUCAAAAUAAGUACAAAAGAAAAUUUUUUUCGUAAUUAGUGCAAUAUUUUGAGUUGAUUUUCGAAUACUGUUUUUUUUAAGUGGGAGAAUAAUUGAUAUAUACCAUGCUGAAGUUUUUGUAAUGGCCAAUGUAACAAUAGAUCUCCUGACACCCUCUCCAAGAAAUGAUACAAGUGGCAACAUUUUGAAUCAAUCUUUUGAUUUUGAAAAGAAUCCUGGAUUGGUAUUAGUAUUAAUAGCAUGUUGUUUUACUGCUACCUGGCUGCUGUUUAUGACUUUUUAUAACUCACACAUACUGGCUUUUAUUGUUACAAAGAUAUUGAGCAAGUUUUAUUUGAGAUGUGGUUCCAUCUAUAUUGGAUCAUUUUCUGUUUCAUUGCUUUCUGGAAAGAUUAUGUUCAAAGAUGUUCGAUAUAUCACCAAAGAUUACAGCGUUCAAAUUGUUGAUGGAUUGGCAAUUUUCAAAUGGUGGUUAAAGUACAAGGUUGAGGAGCUAAAUAACCUUAGAAGAAUAUCAAAAGAUCAAGAUCUUUUUGAGGUAUCAAAGUGCAGGUGGAUAUUACAGCUGAAUGGAUUCGAAUUUCAUCUCUUUAACAGGUCAGACUUAUAUACCAACAUCAAAGAUAUUUUAAAAAGUGAGAGAUAUGGAGAUGCACGGAAGUCUGUCUUAAGUUUAGAUGUCCUGAAGCAGAAUGGAAAAGACAAAAAUAAUGUAGAUGAGAGCAGUGUUAGAUCGUGGCAAGAUCUUUUUCCCCUUGUCAAUAUCAACAUUCGUUCAGGAAAACUAGCUAUUGGUAAUCGUUUGUUGGAAACCACAUUAUGGGUUCAUUUCAACACAGCCACUGCUGCAUAUUGUAUGCCCGACGCACCAUCUUCAUUAGACCAUUAUACUCAUUUCUUGCAAUCAAAAUGUGACGAUGUCAGAGUUUUGUUAUCUAGAAGUCCAGGUUACGAAGGAUCAACAACUGAAUCUCCAAAGUAUAUGGGACAAGGCUUUGUGGUUUUGCAAGCUGGACAUGCAAGGAUAUGCUAUUAUCAAGAUGAACCAGGGCUUGUUCCUGUUGGAACUGGUGAUGCAAGCCCUGAACCAGAUCCUGAGUGGGCAUGUGAUCUGGUGUUCUCUAAAAGCACUACAAUAACUUAUGGCCCAUGGAUUGAUAAACAAAGAGAUGCCAUCCAAAAAUAUUUUUUGCCAAGUAAUUUUCAAGAAAUAGCAGUUACAAAGCCUUUGGAACCAGAACAAAAAAGAUCACAUUCUGGAUUUGAUGUCAAAGUUGAAUUUGUUGAUGCAACAACGAUUGAUUUGUUAUUCUCAAAAAACGAGAUAACAUCUGCUAUUCAUGUCUGUUGCAACAAAUCUUCUUCAGUACAUUUUUAUCAACCAUGGACAGUAAAUGAAUAUGGAUACACAAGUAACAUUGUUGCACACUUACAUCAGAUGGAAGUAUCGACUAGCAUGCAAUGCCGUAGGCUUCUGGAAUGUGAAAUGAUUGAAGUUGCUGUGAGUAUGAUGAUACCAAGAAUGUGGAACCAUUUCCAACAUUGGACUUGCGAAUUAUGGCUUUUCAAAACAACACUUUAUUUUAUUUAUGAACAUGUUCACUUUUUUAAUGAUCUCCUGAAUGAUUGGUCUGUAAUAACACCUCCUGAUAUUGCUACAUUUGUUCCUUAUGAAUGGGAAUUUAAUUUUUAUUUACGAGAUUUUGAACUUGUACUUCUUGUAAAUAAGCACAACUGGAUUGAUUGCACCAACGAAAAUGAAAACAGUGAAAUUGCUUUAUGUGGUGAAGCAUUGGAUGUAAACUUUUUACUGCCUUUUACUCAUUUUAUGCCAAAAACUGUGGAAACAAAGUUUUUCUUUCGUGGAGAAACAGUUAUGUUACGAAGUUUUGUUCCUGAAUCUAACACACUACGUAGAAGUAUUAUAGCAUUAGCAAAGAGUAGCGAUGAGGUCAUGUAUCCUAAAGUUACUAGGACAACAAGUGUAACACCAGAUUUUGAUCAAGGUGAUGGUCCUGACGAAUUAUAUGAAGUCAACAGUGGUGUUAACCCGGAAGACCAAGUAAGCAAAGGUUGGAGGCAAAGAACAAGUGGAAGUGGUUGGAUUGAUGUUUGGUCUGUUCCAGUCAUAGUUUUAAAUCUGUUUUACAAAUAUCAUCCCAUUCCAGUGACCAAUGACAGGAUAAUGAAAAUAAAUAAACAAUGUGGGUUGAAUUACAAAGGUUUUAAGCCAUCGCAAUUAGCUUCUGAUGUAAUAACGGUGGAGUUAGAGGCUGGUCCAUCUGCGGUCAAACUAUUUGGGUACUUUUGGAGACAAUUCUUUACUGGAUUUAAAAAUAAUUAUUUUGGUGUUGAUCAAGUAAUGCAAGAAUUUAACACAAUGCGGGAAGGUGCUAUAAAUAACACUUACAUACCUAAGAAUGGAAAUGUUGCAGGAAAGGAUGACAUUCGACAUGUCAGGCCUUUGGAAGCUAACAUCACUAUUGUGCUAUUCGAUGUUCAAGCAGAGCUUACUAUGCAUACAAUGAAUGGCUUAUCUUCACCACAAGCUUAUAUUGAUUGUAUCACAUUUGAGAUACAUAAAGUCUUCCAAGAAACAAGAUUACAGUUAAUAACAUCACCUAUAUCUAUUGUUGUUGAAAGUGCUGUAAAGUACACAUCUGAUCAUCUCAAUACUGGCUUCCUUAGUUUGUCUAGUCUUCAGUUUCGUGGUCAUGCGAUGUUUUCAGAUAAAGAUAUUCAACUCGGGAGUGAUACAAUUGAGUAUGCAUGGUUAAUGGAAAUACAAUGUGGGAAUUUCACAGGCAAAAUAUCACCCUUACAGCUUUACAAAUUGUUGAGUUGGUCUGAAACCUUUCUUCUUCAUGGUAUGGAUGAUGAAAACAACUUAAUCAACCCACAUCCUGAAAUAAAAUGUCACCAUAACCUACCACAAUCUCAAUGUAGUCUAACUAAUGAAAAUGAGGUUUGCCCUACUGAAGAAGCUGUCAAGUACAAAAUGGUGAGAUUUGCUGUAGAGAGUGUAAAUGUGUUUGUUGUGGAAGUGGAAUGUGCUUGCAAUUUGUUGGCUUCACCAAUUAGAUUCUCCACCUGCAACUCAAGCAAUCAAGAGGUAUUUGAAGGUGGGAGUGUCUUUAUUAAUGAAGUGGUUAUAAGACAAUAUAUUCAGCAAGCAAACUUUAGCUUGACAGAUUCAUCCCAGCCACAGUAUGUGCCAUUACACUCCAACAGCUGGGUAGAAGUUGGUGUUAUUGGAUUAGGUCAAGUAACUGCUGAUAUUACUGAACUUGGACAUGGCAUUCAAUAUCAAUUUCACCAAUCUACUUUUCUAACAUUACAUGACAUGGAAACAAAGAGGCUAUGGUUUCUGUGGAAUGCAGAUGAAUUAAAGGGAAAACUUACAAAAGAUCGAAAAAAUGGUAAGAUUUGUGGUUGUGUUGGUGGCUGUAAUUUCUUUGGUAGCAACAAAAACGGUGUCAAAUUUUUCACAAAUCAAUCAUUGACUACAACAAACGAAAUGCACAUGCGCUAUGGAAGUGACAGUUUGUGGGGUGGAGAAACAGAUUUUGGCAGUAGCAUUAAGAAACAAUACCUUCACAGAAGUAGCCAUUACUCAAGUAACUGUAGGACAAGUUCUACAAAGUUGGCAUAUAAACAUGCUCUAGAUGAAGGAAGUCAUCCUAGCAGAGGAUUAAGUUCAACUGGAACAGAUACAAUUGAUCAUAUUUCUGAUAGUUGUUUUGGUGAUACUGCAAGACAUUUAUCAAUAGGACGUAAAGCUACAGAUUCUAAAAUUGUAUUUGGAAGAUCUCAUUCUCAUUCCUUUAUCAAUGGUAGUGAAAGUAGCUUUUCUUUGAGCAAAGCUGACAGUGAUAAAGUUAUGUUUUAUUCAUGUAACUCAAUUGCAAGUUUACAAGAUGGGAAUGUGCAGCAGACAAAAGACAGUUCACAGUAUUCUGAAAAAUCUGGAGUUUCGUCAGAAUCAUACGUAUCAGCAAUAAGCUCUGCUGAAGAUUUUUUACAAGACAAACGUGAUGGUUCCAGGAUGCACUUUCAACCAUUAGUUAGUCCUGGACUUUUAUUAGCAUACAGUAACUAUAUGCAGCCAUUAAGUUGCAUUAACUGGCAACAAAAUGUACCAUGUUGUAUGAGGAAAAAGUUCAGUUUAUUAAAGAAUUUGAAGGUUAUAUGUCCUGUCCAUCGUUACACAUUACCAAGUAUACCAAAUUUUAAUCCUAAUGGACAAGGAAAAUUGCCAUUUGUUCUGGUCAGGUAUAACAAAUUAAGUGAUAAGAAUUCUGGUGACAAAGAUGGUAAUAGUUGGAAAAAGACAAGCAAAAAUAUUGUAAGUGACGAUUUAAAGAAAACCAGAAUAUCUUUAAAGCUAUACCAGCGAUUAUCUAUCACAGUAACACCUCUUAUGAUUCAAGCUUUAGAUCGAUAUAUGUCAUCAUUGAAAGCUCUUCCUACAGAAAAUCACUUAUCACAUGUUCUUGACUCAUUUCAUCUACAAUGUAUCAAUAAAACGAAGUACAAGUUUCUGGAAAAGAAAAUUAGUGAAAAAAUGUCUAAUUAUAUUCCUGUUAAUGAUCUAAGGCACACUUUACAAGAAAUAGCAUCGCCUACUAAUCUAACUGUUGCUGUGCAAGUUCCAGAAAUUGAUUUAGUUUUCUUUCAAAUAGUUUCUGAAAGAUAUACUCCUUCGGAACAAUCCUCUCUCUCUGGCCAAUGUGGAAGUGAAUUUUCUUAUGAUUUGGAUAUUAAGAAUACAGACUCUAUUUUACUGGCUGUUUCUUUUACUGAUGUAAAUUUAAACCUCCAUGAAGAUAAGGAAAAUGAUGCUAUAUUCAAUAGCACAACUAUGCUUGUCCACAAAAUCUCCACAAACGGUCCUUGCAAUGAAUCUAUAAAAAAGUUAACCAACUUAUCUAACCCCAAUGUGAUGGUGUUUUCUGCCAAUAUCUUUUCAAUUCAAGCACAAGUAUUGCAUAUAAAGGGUGUCACAGAUAAACAUUUGCACAUCACAUGCAUACCAAGAAGUAAAAGCAAAGUAAAUUUUUCAAUUAAACCUACAGAAAGUUUGCAACUACACGAUGUUUCAUUAGCUGAUGCAAUAAGACAUAAAAAUCUGGGUAACAUCAUAUUUGAAGCUGGUAUACACUUUGUGAAGGUAAAAGGUUUUGUGAGAAAGUCUAUUAGCAAGGAUUUAACUGGAGCACAGGAAAAUAAUAUUUCAACAACCAACGUUAAUACAAAGGAACAAACAGCUGUUAGAAUAGAAUUUGACAAUGACGUUAAUGAUAAAAAUGAUGGAUUUGUAUCGUCAAGGCCGGCAAGGUAUAAAGCCUUAUCAAAUUCCAGUUCCUCAUUUGAAUCAAAUAGUUCCUGUAAUUUAAGCAAGCUGAAAAAGGGAUAUACAAGACUGUGUAUCGAUUCUGGUGAUGAUGCAGAUAUGUCUGAAGAAGGUGAAAAUGAGGAUCAUGUUAGCUUUCUUUCAGGUUCAGAAAAAACUGCUAGUGAAACAGUACCAACAGUUCAUUACAAAAAGAAAACUAAGAAAAGUGCUAAAGAAAAGCAAGUAGCAGGGUAUCCUUCAUCAAUAGUUGGAACAGACAUGGUGGGUCAUGCAGAGAUCAAAACAAUAUGGAUAAACCUAGCUGCACCAACACAUUUGAGAAACAUAAAUGGGGAUAAUGACGAAGAAGUAAACUUAGUCACGGUGCUUGUUCCUGCACUGAGUUGCUGGAUGCUGCCUAUGAUUGAUAUUCUAGGUUCAGUUAACUUGAUAAUGGAAACAUUUACAACAUGGAAGUUUUCCAUCACAGCUUGCCUGCUUGGUCAAGCACUACCUGAACAUGGAAGAUUGUUAAAAAAGCAUAUCUGCCCAUCUGCUAUAAACAAUUUAUCAAAAUUCUUACAAGAAGAUUAUUCAAGUCAAUUAAUUUCUGUUAUUCGCAGACAGACAGUUGGACAUCGUUUAAUAAAUCUUCAAGAAGCUCUUAAACAUAAAAAAUCUUUUACAGGACUAAAUGAUCUUAGAGAAGGUAUUUUCGCGUUGGCUCGCCAGUGGAAAUGCAUAUUUAUUGGUGCUGAGGAACAUGAAACGAUUUUUACAAUCCCUAAUGAUAGAAAUAAAAAGCCAGUGGUAGGUCGAGGCAAGCUGACACAAAAAGAUAGAGAAUUUUUAACAAAAGAUAUAGAAGCUAAAGAUAGUGAAAUGUGGAGCCAACACUUAACCUCACCAGUUUUAAACUUGUCAAAAAGUCAAAUUCUUUCCCCACAUCGUGUUGAAUAUAACACAGAACCUACUGAGCAUGAAAUGUUGCUAUCAAGCAGUAGUGAAUCUGAAUCUGAAAAUAAAAUAGACAACCGGCGUAAUAAAGACACUGUCAAAAAGGAACAGACACUCUACGAUUGGAUGUCUAAAUCACCUGUAUUAUUACCAGUACAUUCUACUAAUGCACAUACGAAGAUUACUAUAGAGGGUCGAAGCGAAAGUGGUCAGGAAGAGGCAGAUUCUACUGCAAAAAAACAUGUUCAAAAUGAUUUUUUACAAACCGAAUCCCCCAUGGUUAGUGUUCCUACUAGUGGUAUGCAGUUGGCAAGAGCAACUGAAGUCUUCGCAUCGUUAUUAGAUGUUAUUGGCAUUAAACAAGAUAAAUAUUUCAAUACACAUGAAAUCAUGAAAAAGGGAAGUUUUUCAAUGAAAAGCAUUAAAAUUUAUCUUGUGACAUCAGGGGAAGGAAAAAAUGAAAAAAAGCAUCCACAUGCAUUUGAAUUGAAAAGACUACAACUUGUUCUGCAAUCACAACAAAAGCUGCUCCUACCAUACCUUGAUAACUGUUUUUCUCCAACCAACAUCUUGUGUAUUGUUGAUGUGACCGAGAUACAUCAGCAUUUAAAUUUUGCCCUUGUUAGGUUAAUGCUCCAAAUAACAGAAACUUUAAAUGUUGUAAAAGAGGAGAAAAAGUUUGUGGAAAAGUCAAGUAAAAGCAACAGCAAAGAUGAGGUUUACAACUGGAAUAAUGCAGACGUGUCUGAUCCUGCGUUGCAGAUGCCAAAGUGUUGGAGAAAUAUGUUCAAUGUGAUGAAAUUAUAUACUAUGUUGCCUAAUGAGCAACCAGUGUCACCAAUACUUGCAUCACCAGUUCUAAGAAAGACCAAUGAUCACAGCAAAACUGCCUCAAAAAAAUGUUUACCUGCUCGAGUACCAACAACUUUAUUUAUCACUGCAACUGCUGUUUUAAAAAAAGUUAAAUUAACAGCAAACAUAAGUGGAUUGCAGUUGGAUUUUGAAAUGAGAAGGAUGAAUGGUACAUAUUAUAAAAAUAAGGAAGCUUCAUCAAUUAAUACAGGUAUUACAGACGCAUCUUCUUCUUCGGUACAUAUGGAAAAACUGAAAAUUUGUUUGAUCGAGUCAGUCAAGCCAUUCAAAACUGACAACUCAAACCACUUGCCACCUCAUUCACCUGCACUUAAAAUAUCUAGGACAUUGAUGACAUGUAAAGUUUAUCCUUCACAUAUUCUUCACACCACUAGCCAACAACCAAUGCAGAAGUUAACACAAAAAUCCUUGCUUUUUAUUGGACCAAUUGCUGUUGACAUUCCACAAAACCCAGGAGCCUUAAGAGCCAUUGUUUCAAGAUUUACAAAUAGAUUGCAGAAACAUUUUUUAGAAUUUGAUGACUACAGACGCUCAGAAAGAGCCAGACCUGAACAUCUUGACAACAUUCCUCUUGAAGUUGAUAGCGUAAAAGAGUCAUUGGUAUCUGUGAAUAUCUCUGCAACCUUUAGAAUAUCAUCCAGUAGCAUACUUUGUAGUGCUGCAUUGUUACCUUCACUACGGGUGGAGUACAAGAUUGACCAAGUAAGUGGUUAUGGAAGCAUGGAUGGAAAAGCAAAGUUUUAUUUUCAACUAAAAAGCCAUGUUCUCUGUUUUAACACAAAGUGUAAUGUUGUACCACUACCAGCGACAACACAUAUUGAUCUGCCACAGAUUAAGAUUAAUGGUCAUUAUUUGGAGAUCUCCAGUAAAGAAGAAACAUGUGUGGUGAAUUCAUCUGCAAUAAGUCAUGGAUUCUUACGUGUGGCAGUUAAUAUUGAAAGACUGGAACAAAAUUUAACUACAGAUCUCUUGAACCAUAUAAUAUUUCUGCAAAAAGGAUUUGCUAAAGAGGUUAGUGAUGUCAUGAAAGAUAUAGAAACAAAUGAACCAGUACCAUUAUGGAAAUCAAGAUCUGUUGAAAGUAUCCAACCUAGUUUGCCGAUGAUAUACUCGAUUCAAGUGACACUGCAAAAUAUUCAAGUAACAGCUUCUACACCUUCAAGCAUUGCAGUUAAAUUGGAAACAGGAGAAAUAUCGUUGGUGUUGUCUAAUAAGAAUCCUGCAUCUUCAGUUUUGAAAUCACCAGACUAUAAAGCUACAAACACGUAUGGUAAAGCUCAAGUCGAAGUACAUGUAUCAAUUGGACAGUUUAACAAGGUCAAUUUUGUUAAAAAAGAUCAAGAUUACGACGUCUUUGCUCGUUUCAGUACGUUAUUAGAAGUAAAUAACACAUUGCAGGAAAAACCAAAGCGAAGUGAUCGAGAAGCCAUUGUAAUAGCCCUGGAUAACCCCCAUUUUUUUUUUAUGCCUGCUGCUGUUGAUAAAGGUGUUCUGGUAUAUUUACAUUACAAGAAUGCUUAUAAUUACUGGAUGGGGCAAAGAACUAUGUUAACAAAUGAGUUUCCUGCUGUUGCUGAGCACAUCUUGAAUAGACUUUCACAGCAACCAGUCAGAGAAAAGCUUUUCAGCUAUCUGUUUUUACAAGUGAAUAUUCGUAAUUUAGGAGUUUGUCUUCCAUUAAAGGAGAAAGUGCCUUCAUGCUUGUCAACUAAUUUAGCUACACCUGUCUUGCUAGAUAGUGACCCGGGAUCAGCUUUGCUUGUAUCUGUUGAAGAAUCUUCAAUAACAGGGUGUAGUAGUGGCUCCUUUGUUAGUACUGGUUUGUUUCGAAAAUUCUGCUUACGAUUUGUUGAUAACUUCGAUCAUACCUAUAAUAACUGGCAGAUAGAUGAGAGUGAUAUUAUGAAUACGUAUACUAUACCAGAAGGAAGUUAUGACUUAUGCUCACGAACGAUAUCAUCAGAUCCACAAUUAGAGUUGAAUCAACCUGGCAAAUGGAUAAUGACGCUUUUUUGGAAAAUGUGUGGCAUUAACAUUCAUUUGGACUCCAACAUUGGCAAGAAGUUAAAUCUGUUGACAAAUACGUUGACAGCUAUUACAGGUGAUUCAGACGUCGCUGAUCUGUCAUCAGUUGCUGAAGCUAAAGAUGUUGGAGAAGAAAACAAGAUUCGCAUACCUAAUUAUAUCUCUGAUGAUGGGUACGAUGUGGUGGAUGCUCCUACUCACACAACAUUGCAGGACGAAGAUGAAUCCCUUGAGAGACAGUUGUGGUUGCAAACUAGAAUAGUAAAUCAGUUUAGAAGAAACGAUGCUCAUCCAGAUGUAAUCAGUCGUGAGGUAAAACAGUUACAAGAAAUAGAAGCUGCUUUAUCAAAGGAGUUUUUUAAAGAUGUAAAGAGCAGAUUCAAAAGGUCAAAAAAGCGUUCGACCCUAUCUACUAGUAGAAAAUCUUUCAUUGAUAAAAAGAAGACACUGUCUUACCUUUACCCAGCUUCGAAGUCGGAGCUUCAUGCACUAAAUUCUUCAUUGAGUCACUCUUAUCAACCAAUUGAGCUUAAAAAUUCAAACAAUUACGCAAAAGAUGAAAUUGACGCAUCGUCAAUGCAUGAAACUUUCACAUUUGAUACCGUCAGUCCAGAAUUAACAGUAUUUCAAAACCAAAUGAGCCAUGAAUCAUAUACAGAUGAAUUCACCGAUAUAAAGACUGUAUCUUCUGAUGAAAAUGAAAAAGGAGUGAAUCGUGUGACAUUUUCGAAAAGCACGUUUAAUGUUUGUCCAAGUUCUGAAACAACUAAAUCAAUUUUAUCGGUUAGUAAUAAUACUGCGUUGGAUUUUGAACUGAAUGUCGUCAUGGACAUUGAAAGUGGCAAAUGCACUUUUCAUACUGAGAGCAGCAAUGUUAAAGAUGUUAAUAUUGCAAAUAGGGAUGAAUUUUCCAAAAAGAUGUCAGGUCAAGAAGAGUCUAUAAGUAGUCGAGCAUUCCAAAGACCGCUCCGAACCAUGUGGUCAGUAGGUCAAGUAUCUUCAAAUCAAUCCACAAUUUCCGAGAAACCUCUCAUUCUAAUCCCUGGUGUUAAUGUGCGACUACGUUACUUAUCAAAAAAUGUUGUUGGGGAAAUUAGGCAUGGUUCAACUGAUUUUGAAUCUGCUGACGUCUCAUCUCAAUAUAAUGGUUCUGUUGUCUGUGAGCACCAGUUCAACAAAACAGCCAAUUUGAAUGCAUUUGUUUCCAUCCAAUCUCUUCCAAAGGAGAUGAUAGUUCGACCUUCUUUACUUGAUUUUCUUGACAAAGCCUUAGAACCUAUUAUCAGAACAGAUGCGGAUGAAGUAAGAACUUUGGAAUCUGAGUCAUUAGGUGGUACUACCUCUUUUCUGUCUUCUUCUGGUAACGACUAUUACUCAUUUCCGGUUAAUGUUGUAGUCCUGAUACGUGUGGAACCAUCAGAUUUAAGAUUUAGCUGCCUGCCUCUGUCAAGAGUUGAGUUUCUUUUGAGAGUCCCAUCUCUUGAUUUUGUCGUAACGUCAAGCCCUUCCCCUGUUGCUUCUAAAGUUAUCUCACCGAAAAAGAAAACCUUUAGUUCAAGAAGGAGUAACUCUUCACAAGCGUCCAUGAGUGAUGUUGAUAUGUCGUCUGGCUUCAGUUUUACGUUAUGUUUGUCACGCUUUUCAUUUUGUAUUUUUCAUCCAUAUGGAAAACAGUUCAGCAGCGCAACUGAUCGAGAAAAUUCUUCAAUGCUUGGUGCCAAAAGAAAGGAGUUCAAACCAACAGGCCAACCGAUAUCUGGAAGAAAAGAUUCUCUUAGUCUUAAUGUAGAGUUUAUCAAGUUUAAUUUGUUUCGAAAAACGAUUCGAAUCCCCAAAGGAGAUUCAGAUAACUCAACUGAUUUUCAUACAAGCGUAAAAAUAUCAGCUCUUUGUGAUAUCGGCUCAGCUGCGUUUAAUUAUGAUAUGCGCAGAUUAAACGAAAUUCUUGAUGUUCCUAAAGCUUGGUAUAAACGCGGUUUGAUGCAAAGAAUAUUUCUGGGUAAAGAUGGAACCUACGCUACCCAACAAAGUACCCGUCAAGCGUGCAAAAUAAGGACCUCACGUAAUUUACCAGCAUCGUCCGAUGCAUCGAAACCUGACCCAUUAGUAAUUCCAAAGGAAACAAGCGGAAGUCAUAGAAGAUCUGUUAGCACAGGCACAUCGUUUUUUAACAAUUUGAUGAGAACACCAUUUACUGCAACACCAAGAAGCAAAAUUUUUCCUACAUUUAGGAAUGAAGAACAUGAUUCAGUAAAACUUAAGUUAGGACAAUCGGAUUUCACUUUUACCAAUGAAUGGCAAACAAAAAUAGCGGUUGGCUUUAAAAUCUCCCGAAUCGACGUCUCUACUAACAUGGGAAAUGUGAUGGGACAAGUCAUAUGGAGUACAAACGAUGUCCGUGCAGAUGCUAAUGGUUUAUUGAACAAUACUGGCGUGAGAGGUGGCCAAGUUGGAGUAUUCGUUCGCCAAGGAACAUUAGAUGCACAUGGGGGUGUUAUAGGAGGCUACCUUGACAUGCAAGAAUUAAAUGUUGUUGGUAAAUUUCAGGAGAAUUCUGGAAAAUUACCAAUCCACUGUACUACUGUUAAUAUGAAAAGUGGAGAAGUGCGACUCGAUUACAUGGGCUCUAGCGUUGUUAUGGCUGCCCUCUCGUCUUUUUUGUUUAAACUUGAAGACCGUUGGUUACUUCCUAGUUUAAAUAAUACCGAAUCAACCCUUACAGAAGCUAGCGAAAAUCCUACAGAGAUCCAUCUCAUGUGUGACUCGCAAUGGAAUGAAUUUCAAGUCAUCGUUUGCAAGUCAACAACGCCAGACCUUUUGAAAAUGGCGCAAAAGCUGCAAGAUUUUUUUUAUCAGCAGCAGCAAAGCAGCGCACUUGCAUUGUCUUCGCUUUGUGAUGGUUACCAAGGUUUAAGAUACUACUCUGCCGAUUUGCAGCUGGAAAAUCGAACAGAUAGUACAAGUGUAGAUAGCGUAGAUGGCUUGAAAUAUCAGCAUUGGGUGGAAUUACUUAAUGGUUUAUAUGGAAAAUGUCUGAACAAUAUUACUGCAAGACUUCCUGAUAAAAAUAUAGUUCUUGGUGGCACGCUGGGAUUGCAUGGAAACUUCGUGUCUAUAGCUUGUUUUCAUGGAUCAAACUUUCGCUCUCAGAAUUGGGGGCUGUUUACAAUUCGAGAACCAUGUUUACAAUUCGUGAGUGAGACCAGGGUAGUGGAGAAAAGCUGCCAGGUAAUGAGAGCGGAUUGUGUGCAUGAUGUGGUGUUUUUGCUUGGCUCAACAAACCGCAACACAAUGUCGGAAACACGUCGCUCAUCUAGUAAUAUGUACGAUUUUAUGGCUACAGUAAGGAAAGUGUCGCGUGUUCGUAGAAACCCUCCAUCGUUGGGUGCACCAGUACAAGAAUGGCUUAUUUUUGUGAACACAACAAGUAAAGAUGACAUACCCAUUGCAUCAACUUCUUUUACUUUGGCCAAUCAAGAAGUGGGGGAGAAAUUUUCUCACACAAAACUUACUGGAGGGUUGCGCAAAGUAUCAUUCGCGCCAAAAUAUAGAUACGAAAAUCAAUCAGAGGUGAUUUUUGCGUUGCCCCGAUUAUCAGUUCAAUUAAAAACAGAACAUGAUCAACCUACUACGGAUAUAGUAGCAAAGGUCCUACGUGAAGCAGAUAAAGACUUGAAUACUAUUUUGUUUCCUACAGUUCCCAGUGCUCACACGGUUGAUUCAAGUUUAAUUUCUCACUUCGAUGACAGUAUACACGUCACUAUGGAUGUCAGCUUGCUCUUUUACUUACACAAUCUAAUCUUGAGUUACAUGAAAGAAAAAGAGACCAUGUUGUCAGUAACAGCACGGCACACGCGCGGCCAAUCUAAAGAACAGGAAACAGUAGACGUAACUAAAAAUGAACCUGAAGCUACAAUCAAAAAGGAAGAAAAAUAUCGUGAAUUUCGGUGUAAGAGCUGGAAACUUGAACCCCGUGUUCGAUUGUUAAGUUGGGCAGGUAAAAGAAUGGAUCCAGUGAGCAUAGACUGGGUUUUAGAGAAGUUAGGUUUCACGCAUGCGGCCCUAACUAUUCCAAAAUGGAUACAACGAGGUGCAUUAGAUCCCAUGGAUGUCGCACUUGCUACACUAAUGGGGAACCUGUUAGCUCAUAUGAAAAAGAAAGAAGUUGAAAAUGAUAAUUGAUUAAACAUGAAACAAUUAAAUUAAACACAUAUUCCGUAAUAAAAUUAUACCAAGAAGUACUUGGUUUAAAUGUCAAUACGUUUAUUUUUGCACCUUUUUAUUUGAUAACCGUCCCUUUUUAAUAGACAAUUGAUUUUAUUGUAUUUUUAAUUUUUAAUUUUUUAAUUUCAAUCGAUAAGAAGUAACUUUGAACAGCGUGAGAUUUAUUUACAAA